CCGGGAAGGAAGGGGGCGGGGCCGAGGUUGGCGGGCGCGGGGAAAAUGGCGGCGGCGGCGGCGGCUGCAGCGAACGGGACUGGAAGCAGCAGCGGCAUGGAGGUGGAUGCAGCAGUCCCCAGCGUGAUGGCCUCCGGAGUGACAGGGAGUGUUUCCGUCGCUCUCCAUCCCCUUGUCAUCCUCAACAUCUCAGACCACUGGAUCCGCAUGCGCUCCCAGGAGGGGCGGCCUAUGCAGGUGAUUGGGGCUCUGAUCGGGAAGCAGGAGGGCCGAAAUAUCGAGGUGAUGAACUCCUUUGAGCUGCUGUCCCACACCGUGGAAGAGAAGAUUGUCAUUGACAAGGAAUAUUAUUACACCAAGGAGGAGCAGUUUAAACAGGUGUUCAAGGAGCUGGAGUUUCUGGGUUGGUAUACCACAGGGGGGCCACCUGACUCCUCCGACAUCCACGUCCAUAAGCAGGUGUGCGAGAUAAUAGAGAGUCCCCUCUUUCUUAAGUUGAACCCUAUGACCAAGCACACAGAUCUUCCUGUUAGCGUUUUUGAGUCUGUCAUCGAUAUAAUCAAUGGAGAGGCCACAAUGCUGUUUGCUGAACUGACUUACACUCUGGCCACUGAGGAAGCUGAACGCAUUGGUGUAGACCAUGUGGCCCGAAUGACAGCAACAGGCAGUGGGGAGAACUCCACUGUGGCUGAACACCUGAUAGCGCAGCAUAGUGCUAUUAAGAUGCUGCACAGCCGUGUGAAGCUCAUUUUGGAGUAUGUCAAAGCCUCAGAAGCAGGAGAGGUGCCCUUCAACCAUGAGAUCCUGCGGGAGGCCUACGCCCUAUGUCACUGCCUUCCAGUCCUCAGCACAGACAAGUUCAAGACAGACUUUUAUGAUCAAUGCAACGAUGUGGGGCUCAUGGCCUACCUUGGCACUAUCACCAAAACUUGUAACACCAUGAACCAGUUUGUGAACAAGUUCAACGUCCUCUAUGACCGACAAGGCAUUGGCAGGCGAAUGCGGGGACUGUUCUUCUGAUGGGGGUUCUGGAAGGGAUGGUGCAACGGGCUCAGACAACUGUCUGGGGGCUGGGCACUGCAUUCCCUAGAUCUACUGCUGUCUUUAAUAAAGAGGAGCAGCCCUCAGCA
Nannospalax galili (Upper Galilee mountains blind mole rat) is the source of this 1130-nucleotide messenger RNA. RefSeq names its product COP9 signalosome subunit 6 (gene Cops6). The record is from RefSeq and is a predicted model, not a curated record. The coding region runs from base 46 to 1020 and encodes 324 amino acids. Lineage: Eukaryota; Metazoa; Chordata; Mammalia; Rodentia; Spalacidae. The transcript has 10 exons. Gene Ontology annotation, cellular component: COP9 signalosome. Gene Ontology annotation, biological process: protein deneddylation. Gene Ontology annotation, molecular function: metallopeptidase activity; protein binding.